Molecule: messenger RNA, 3009 nt
Organism: Anas platyrhynchos (mallard)
Lineage: Eukaryota; Metazoa; Chordata; Aves; Anseriformes; Anatidae
Gene: CDCA4
Product: cell division cycle associated 4
Cellular component (GO): nucleus
Molecular function (GO): transcription regulator activity
Source: RefSeq, a predicted model, not a curated record
GUGUGUGGGGGGAACCGAGCUGAACCGGGCUGUGGGGCCGUAGGGCUGCCUGAGCUUCCCUCAGGGGGCUCCGCUGGGGGCCGAGCCCCGUGCGCGGAGCCGCUGUGGGCGGGAGGCGGCGGGGGACGGAGCCGCUUCAAAAUGGCGGCUGCGCGGGGCGGGCGGGAACGGCCGUUGGUGGCCGCUGGGUGACGGGCGGGGAGCGAACCGGGACCGGGCCGGGCGCUGAGGAGCCGCGCGGUGCCCGCUUCCCCCCUCCUCCGCCCGGCCCCUGCCUCAGCCCGGGGCUCGCUCCCCGCCCCGCCGGUCCCGCCUCUCGCCGCCGGUGCCAGCCCCCUGCCUCCUCCUUCCCUCCCUCUCCCUCCCUCCUUCCCUCAGCCUCCCUUCCCGCAGCCCCCCGGGGGCUGGCGAGCUGCCCCCCGAGCCCUCCGGGGGCUGCCGUGCUCGGGUCUUUGUCCCCGGUGCUGGCCCUGGCAGCCCUCCCUCAGAGCCAGGCGCCGCCAUCUGCGCCCCGGGGAGGCCGGAGCUUGGCUUUUCUUCUGCUCCUCAGCUUUAUGCGCGGUUUUGGUGCCUUGCCACGGCUGUUGGCGAAGGGCGGUUUUGAAUUCGGGGGACUGAAUCCUAAAAUUUGGUGCCAAGGGGAAGGUGCUGCCCUAACUGUUACUGUAUGGACUCUUGCUCAGUAGCAUGGGAGAAGAGGAAGGACUACAUCAAGCACAAUUACUGAGGUUAAUCAUGCCAGUAGAAACUCAGGAGGAGCGAGGAGAAGCUGCCUCUCUGCUAGGUGAAAAACAGCCGUUGAGAUGUUCGCUUCUGUGCGAAGCAGUGGCUCCUGACUUCCAUCAAGUUUGGAACUUAAUGGGAACCAGGAGCUGGGAGCCUCUGCCUCUCUCAGAUGCCACUCUCCGAAGCCAUGACUCGUGGACCUGCUCACCCCUGGUUCCCGAAUAUCGUCUUUGGGAUCCAGUCCAUAUGUUCCUGACCCCUGUUGUACCACACUGGCCAUUCUAUAACCUGGACACAAUGUUUGUGCGAGGAUUAAAGAGAAAAUGUUUCGAUGGCGAAGAAGAUAUUGAAGGAACUCUGGCUGGUAUUAAGGCUAUUCCUUCAUACAAUCUUCAGCGACAGUCACUUUUAGAUAUGUCCUUGGUUAAACUUCAGCUGUGUCACAUGCUGGUUGAACCUAACCUUUGUCGUUCGGUACUUAUAGCCAACACGGUACGCCAGAUCCAAGAGGAAAUGACCCAAGAUGGGACUUGGCAGAUGAUAAAUACGCAGAGCACAGGCCAGGCAUCUGUGGAUCGUCUUGUUUCAACAGAUAUCCUCUGUCGCUCAUCUAGGGAACAAGCUGAGGGAAAGCAUGUUCCAGGUUACAGUACUUUCAGUAAAGACUUUGAGGGCGACCAGGCACAAGAUAGUUCAGAAACGAUGUCAACAGCCUCUUCAGUGCAAGCUCCGAGAAACCUGCCAAGUAAUGUGUGGGAAAUGGAGAAUCCACAGGAAAACAAAGGAAACUUUCAAAAAUCAUUAGAUCAAAUAUUUGAGACACUGGAGAACAAAACUCCUAAUUCAGUGGAAGACCUCUUUUCAGAAGUUGACAACUCUUACUAUGAUCUUGAUACUAUGUUAACAGGCAUGAUGAGCAACACGAAAAUGGGACACUGUGAUGGGCUAGAAUCAUUUUCUUCUCCAACAACUACAACUUCUAGCUCUAAUUGUAAAUCUGAUCUUAACGAGCUUGAUCAUAUUGUGGAAAUCCUUGUUGAAUCCUGAAACUCCUUGUGUAGGAGAGAGAAAUGUGUUAAUGGAAAAAAGACUCAAGGAAAGCUAUUUCCAUAGUUUGCUCUAUCAAAUCUGCACGUGUAUUUUACAAAUAUCUAUAUAUUAUAUAGAUAUAUAUAUUAAAAAAGCACUUCAUAUUGCAAAAUAGUGUUAACUCUUAAAGUUAACCUGCAACUUGUAGUGUAAUAAUCCAAUUUCUUGUCCACUGAACUGUAAGUACAUACAGUAAAUGGUUAAGUAUGGGGUCCAAGGCUUUCAAAAUUGGGUUCCUUUUACCAAUUUGCUUUAGCCUUUGAUGGAGGACAUGCUCACUGAAAGGAGAGAUGAGAGAAUCCCUCCUUCUUACCCUUCUCCCAGUGAAAAUGGUAAUAAAUAGAGAGAGAAGUUGGUCAGCUGUUUUCCUAUUCUCCUCUAGUUUCUACUUUGUUACGGGACAUAACUCCUACUAUAUCUGCUGCUUCUGAUCUAAGUUGCUACAUGGCUCUUAAAGAGCAGUAUGCAAUGGUUCUUGUUACUCUAGCUAGCUUAUUCUGGGUUUUGCUACAAUUUUUACUUUAAAAAUAGUUUUAAAGUGUUUAUUGGUGUUUAGAUUUUUCCAGGUAUUUUCCUAAAAUAUAUUUUUACUACAGAUGUUAUGUCAGCUGCUAACUUAGCAACUUUUGAUCAUAACUGCAGUUGAUGUAUUUUUUAAAAGGUUUUCAAAAAGGGAUGCUUUUUUACUGUGAGCUACCCAAUGUAGUUCAGUAAAGUGUAUGUAAAUGUAAAUAUACGAUUUUAUACUUUACAUUAAAAUGUAAGAGCUGUUUUCAUGAAUCUGUUUUUAUAGAGUAGUACUUUACUAAAUUGAGAAUUGUACAAUUACGCUUUUUAUACCCCAUAUACUUGAGUAUCAUUAGAGGAAGAGCUCUGAUCCAACUAGAUACAAUUAAAUUUAAUUAAUUUCAGACCGUAUUUUUUGUUAACUGCAAACCUAAAUUACCUAGGUUUUUAUUUAUGUGUAUUUAUAUGUAAAUGUCAUCAAGUGAAUUGUUUAUCACUGAAGUCUACCAUCAAAUAUUUGUUUAUAUGGGAUAACUAUCUUGCACUAAUUACUACAAAAAGUGUUACUAGCGGCCUUCAAAUCUCAACUGGUAUGUCUUGAUGUCUUGUCAUAAUUAGUAUGCUCCACUCUUACCAAGGGUUUCCUCUUGCCUUUUUUUUUUAAUAACAAAAGAUAAUACAACAUGG